AUGAAGGCUGCGAGAUACUACGGCGUCAAAGAUGUGCGGAUUGAGGAGAUUGCUAUUCCAAAGCGCCCGGCCAACUGUGUACUAUUACGGGUUGUGUGGUGCGGUAUAUGUGGAACUGAUUUGACAAAUUACAACACUGGUCCAAUGGGUACACCAGCUCCAGGAGAACGCCAUUGUGCGACUGGGGAUACUCUCCCAGUGACGCUAGGUCAUGAGCUCUGUGGUCGUAUAGUCGAAGUACCUGAAAACUGCUCCCUAAAAGUUGGACAAGCUGUUAUGGUUGAUCCUCGCCUCUACUGUUCUGCCUGCUCUCUGUGUAAACAAGGAGAUACAAACCUUUGCGACAAAUUGGGUUUCGUCGGCUUAUGUGGAGGCGGUGGGGGUGGUUUCUCGGAAUUCGUCGCUGUCGAUCCUAGACGAUGCUACUCAAUUGCCGACUCAAGCCUAGAAACAGCAUGUCUAAUUGAGCCUCUAGCAGUUGCGAGACAUGCCCUAAAAGUAUCCACAUUUACCGACUUUCGAGAGAAGACGGUGCUAAUCCUUGGCGCCGGACCCAUCGGACUUGCAAUUAUUCACAAUCUCAAAGCCGUCGGAAAGGGUCGUAUCUUUGUAUCAGAGCCUUCUUCGUUAAGACUGGAGUACGCUAAAGAGAUCAUUGACGCUGGAAUCAACCCUAACGAAGCGAGUCUCUUCGACUCUAUUAGCCAGUUGACCAGUGGUAUUGGUGUGGAUAUUGUGUUUGACUGCGCAGGAUACAUUCCUGCUAUGGCCUCGGCGAUGUCGUCUUUGCGCAAGAAGGGAAAAUACGUCCUAGUAGCAAGUCCGUCACAGCAGAUUGCUUUACCAAUGGCAGAAUGGUAUUCUAGGGAGAUUUCAGUCGUCGCCUCAGUCGCUUAUAAUGAUGUUGAUUUUGAAGAAGUUGUGAAUGAUUUCAACGAAGGCAAGUUUAAGGGGGUGGAGAAGAUGGUCAGCAGUCGUAUUCAACUAGAUCAGUUCGUCCGGGAAGGACUCGAAGCUCUUAUCGCAAAUAGAGAAACCUUGUUGAAAGUUCUUGUAGAACCUAAAUAG
Molecule: messenger RNA, 1068 nt
Organism: Bipolaris maydis ATCC 48331
Lineage: Eukaryota; Fungi; Ascomycota; Dothideomycetes; Pleosporales; Pleosporaceae
Product: chaperonin 10-like protein
Source: RefSeq, a predicted model, not a curated record